AUGGUAGAUAAAGAAGAGCUGUGUACUCUUGAACUCCACCACUUUGGUAUGUUGGAGAAUGGCAUGUAUAAGGGAGGCAAAGUAUGCUAUGUUGACAACUGUAUUCAUGACUAUCUGUCAUUAUUGGAUUUAAAGAAAAUUGGAAUAGAUCUUGGAUACAAAGUUGAUAUAACACAAAGGGUUACAAGCUUAAAAGUUUACCAUAAGGGGCCUGCAAAAAGUGGUAUUGGUGUGUUGUAUUACCAUGAUCCUACUCAUAACAACGAGCUAGAGAGUGAAGAUAAAAGGCAACAACAGCAAAGUGAAGAUAUUGGCAAUGAAGAUGAAUAUGAGGAGGAAGAGGAGGAAGAGGAGGAAAAAGAGGAUGUUAUUGUUGAUAGUGAUUAUGAAUUAAGUGAAGAAGAAGAAAAUGGUAAUAAAGGGGCUGCAUCAAGAGCACAACCAAGGAAUGAUGCACCAACUGUUGAAUAUGCACAAUGUUUUGAAGAGAUGAAUGAAAUGCCUACUAAUGAAGCUACAAGGGAGAUAUCAGAUGAUGAUGAAGAUAGUGAUCGACUUCCUUCUGAUGGUGAUGGCUCUGGUGAUGAGGAAGAUGGUCAAAAAAAGACAAGCAAGAGGAAAUGGAAGAAGACAAAUUUUAAACAGUUUAGGAAAGAAAUUGAUUUGAGAAAUCUAGAGUUUAGAAUUGGAAUGCAAUUUGCCAAUAAGGAUGAACUCAAGAAAGCUAUUAGGGAGUAUGCAAUUGUGCAAGGGAGGAAUGUUAAAUUGCUGAAGAAUGAUAAUAAAAGGAUUCAAGCAAAGUGUGCAGGUCACACGAAAUGCCCUUUUAUUCUGUUUGCUUGCAAGAUAGACAGAGAUGAGCAGACAUUUGCCAUAAAGACUCUGUCCUUGGAGCAUAAGUGUACUAGAGUGGACAAACUGAAAUAUACUAAUUCAAAGUGGCUGUCCAAAAGAGCAAAGAACUUGUCCAAGGUGAUCAUUGAAGGCAGCUAUGUGGAGCAAUAUGCGAGGCUAUGGGACUAUGCAGAAGAAUUGAAGAAGGCUAACAAGGGCAGCACUGUGAUUAUAAAGAAUAAGAUGAAGGGUAAUGUACCUGUGUUUGAAAGAAUUUAUGUAUGUUUAGAAGCUUGUAAGAGGGGAUUUUUGGCAGGAUGUAGACCUCUCAUUGGUAUAGAUGGCUGCCAUUUAAAGGGACCUUACCCAGGGCAAGUUUUAACAGCUGUUGGUGUUGAUGGGAAAAAUGGAAUGUACCCAGUUGCUUAUGCUGUUGUAGAGGUGGAAUCAAAAAGUAGUUGGAUUUGGUUCCUUGAACUUUUGAUUGAAGACUUAAAACUUGAGAAUAGGAAAGCUUGGGUGUUUAUGAGUGACAAGAAAAAAGGUCCAAUACUUGCAAUUGAGACAUUGCUUCCAACAGCUGAGCACAUAAUGUGUGUUAAGCAUCUCUACAGCAACUUCAGGACAGAGCAUGCUGGCCUUGCGUUGAAAAACAUUCUCUGGGCUGCGGCAAGAGCAACUACCAUUCCCUGGUAUGAAGUAGAAAUGGACAAGAUGAAAGAGCAAGAUGAAGAGGUAUGGAAGUGGGUUAAGAAAAGACCAGCCAAAAAUUGGAGUAGAUCUCAUUUUGAGCCACAUUCUAAGUGUGAUAUGUUGUUGAACAACCUCUGUGAAUCCUUUAACUCUUGCAUUUUAGAUUCAAGAGACAAGUCUAUCUUAAUAUGUCUAGAAAGGAUCAGAGUUUAUAUGAUGUUAAGGAUGGCUAAUAGAAGGAUUGCUGGUAUGGUUUGGAGACAUCCAGUUGGGCCUAGGAUUGUCAAGAUCAUUGAGAAGAACAAGUUGGGAGCUAGUCAAUGCAUUCCUAGAUUAGGAGGUGAGAGCAAAUACCAAGUGAGCCAUAUGUAUGGGGGAGAGUAUGUAGUGGAUCUAAAAGCCAAGACUUGCUCUUGUAGAAGAUGGGAUUUGUGUGGGAUCCCAUGUUCUCAUGCUAUUUCUUGUAUCUUUCAAAAGAAGGCAAAUGUGUUUGACUAUGCACAUGACUGCUAUAAGAAAGAAGCCUACCUGAGUUCAUAUGAACCUAUGGUACACCCAAUACCAUCCAUGGACCAGUGGCAGAGAACUAAUUGGCCUCCAAUUAAACCUCCUCCAUAUAAGAAGCAGCCUGGAAGACCUAAGAAAUCAAGGAACAAAGAACCAGCUGAUGUUGAAGCUGUUCCUAAUCAGCCCAACCAAGGAGCAGUUGAUUCUUCUACAGUCCAAGGGGCAGCUCAGGUUGGAAAUGGGACAACAGAAAUGCCAAAAAAUUUCUCAUCAUCACAACCACUCCCAUCAUCAUCACAGCCAGUCUCUUACACUGGAGCUACAUCAUCAUCAUCAUCACAACCACCCAAGUCUCCUGCCAAGAGAGUGAAGUCUCCUGCCAAGAGAUUCAAGUCUAUUGCCAAGAAGCUUAAACCAUGGAUGUUUUGA
Molecule: messenger RNA, 2463 nt
Organism: Prunus persica (peach)
Lineage: Eukaryota; Viridiplantae; Streptophyta; Magnoliopsida; Rosales; Rosaceae
Exons: 5
Coding region: 1-2463 (820 amino acids)
Molecular function (GO): zinc ion binding
Source: RefSeq, a predicted model, not a curated record